This is a messenger RNA of Salvelinus fontinalis (brook trout), 1648 nucleotides long. It is a transcript of the gene arpin, whose product is annotated as actin related protein 2/3 complex inhibitor. The transcript has 6 exons. Lineage: Eukaryota; Metazoa; Chordata; Actinopteri; Salmoniformes; Salmonidae. The coding region runs from base 320 to 1000 and encodes 226 amino acids. Gene Ontology annotation, biological process: negative regulation of actin nucleation. The record is from RefSeq and is a predicted model, not a curated record.
AUCAUAGACCGUUAUGGGUCAGCCUAUUGGAAUCAGAGCCAAUGUUCCAAUAGCAAACAGAAUAAUUUAAUUUCACUAUCAAACAUUUAUACUCCUGUUUUUUCUGAUCUGAUUGUUUUACUCACCUGUUUUACUCAGUGCUUUUGGCCGUCAAUUCCAGUGGUAUGCCGUUUACAUAAUUUCGGGACACAUCGACUUUCAAAACGAGCACAACAAAACGUUUUCCUCAUUGACGUAGAAUCAGGAAGUCACGGGAUAGUUUUGCUUCGGUUUUUCGAGAAUCAAAACGGUGUGAUUGUUGCUUUCUCUAGAGUAAAAAAUGAGCCGAAUUUAUAACAAUACGUCCUUGCAGAAUAAACCUGUUCAUAAUGAAAAGAUUGAGCACGCGUGGUCCCCCUCCUCAUAUCAGAGUGGUCUAGGUGUCAUAUUAGAGGGAAAGUUGGUUGAUGUCUCACGCCAUGUUAUCACUGACGUCAACAAUCAGAAGGACCGUUUCUAUGUCCUAUACAUCAAACCUAGUCGAAUCCACCAAAGGAAAUUUGAUGCUAAAGGAAUGGAAAUUGAACCAAACUUCAGUGAUACCAAAAAGGUCAACACAGGUUAUCUCAUGUCAUCAUUCAAGGUGGAGGCUAAAGGAGAGACUGAUUGCCUCACUGAGGUCCAGCUGGAAAACCUAGUGACUAAGGAGGAUCUGGUGAAAGUGACAGGGAAACACUGUCUAAGUGGGACCUAUGCUUUCUGGUACCCAGAGGGAGAGAUGAGCAAGACUGAACUAGAAACAGGCCAGGACAUUCGACUGAAAACCAAAGGCGAUGGCCCAUUUAUUUUUUCCUUGGCCAAAGUCGAUGGAGGCACAGUGACCAAAUGCAAUUUUGCCGGAGACAAAGAAGCAGGAGCAUCGUGGACAGACAAAAUAAUGUCCAACAAAUCCGAUGCCAGCAGUGCAACGAAGUCUGAAGGCCAUGGCGAGGGAGCAGAUGAGGAGGAAUGGGAUGAUUGAGGAGAUGAAUGGAAUUGCACAGUAAAACCUCCUUAUUCCUGUGUUGGUUUGUACUCCACGGUUCCACCCUCCGACAUUGCUUGUGCAGCAUAUGCACACUAAAGAGGAAGAGGGUCGUUUCAUUUUUUAUUCAGCACUCCUUUUGUAAUAUAGAGUUCUCUACAAGAAAUUGACAAAUCUGGCUAUUGCAGUGUAUCUUCGGUGUAGGGGUGUACAUGUAUUGCUUUGAACCUGUCUUUGGUAAACGUCAUACCUGCUUUACUUCUCUAUUAUCUCUCUAUUGAAAAUGUAUCCUUGUUUGUAGAAGGGUACAAAUGAUAUGUACUGCACAUAUUAACCUUGUAAUAAAACAAAUGGCAAUUUAUCUGAUGGGGUUGUUCUAAUGAUGUGUCAUCCAAAAUGUAAACCAUCAAUUGGGUAAGUGUGGUCAUGCAAGGGCAGAGUUAUAACUUUUACUAGUAGAGUAGCCAUUGUCUGCUAAUCAGAUUAUCAGUGUGUGCAAAUGUGUGAAGUUGCCAAAUAGAUGUAGGCUACAGUGGGUGAUUUUAAAUCAUGCAUUCUCCAAAAAAGAUUAGAAACUGUUUGGGUUACCAACAUGAAUGAAUACAUUACUUGUGUACAUGUAACAAAUAAAAUAAAUGUCUCUCA